Annulohypoxylon maeteangense is the source of this 1405-nucleotide messenger RNA. RefSeq names its product NAD(P)-binding protein. The coding region runs from base 312 to 1091 and encodes 259 amino acids. The record is from RefSeq and is a predicted model, not a curated record. The transcript has a single exon. NCBI's taxonomy places the organism in Eukaryota, Fungi, Ascomycota, Sordariomycetes, Xylariales, Hypoxylaceae.
UAGCUACAGAGUAAAUAAUUACCCUCCCCUUUUUAAGAGGAAUAGUUUUGUAUGCGCCUCGGGUCGCUUGCCACGUGGCAGAUAUACUACUAUGUAAGCAUAGCUAUCGGUUUAGGAUGAUUUUACGGGACCGGAGUCAUCGUCAGCUGCGUAGGUCCACACCGUUUUAUUUACAUAUAUAGGAGAAUACGAAGAGCAUUUCGUUCUUCAAACCAAUACUUACACCGAUCAACAAUCACCCAAUCUGCGUAGCAAUCCACCGCCGCGCGACUAAAAGAUAAAAAAAUUAAAAACAGCGAGGAGAAACAACAAUGGCUUUUGGCGUCACCACACCUGAAUUUUCCGAAGGCUGCGCCGUGGUCUUCGGCGGCUCGGGCGGCCUCGGCCGCGCAAGCGCCGGCCUAAUGGCGGAGCGCGGUUCCAACAUUGUCGUCACCUACCGGUCGCGCCCCGCCGAGGCAGAGUCCCUGGUAGAGGAGCUGCGCAAGCUCGGGCGCCAGGCGAGCGCGGUUGCCUGCGAUGUCACCGAUCGCAAGGCUGUCGAGGCUGUCUUCAAGCACGCCGUGGAAACGUACAAGCGGGUGCACACGGUAGUAUCCGCCGGAGGCCUCGUGUUUGACACGGGUCCGCUGGCGGCAUUCAAAGAGGAAUCCUUCCGCGGCGUCAUCGAGACCGACAUCUACGGCUUCUACAACAUCGCCCAAGUCGGCGUGCCGGUACUGCGUGAGGGCAAGGGCGGCUCGUUCGUGGCCCUGGUCACCAGCGCAGUGAGCCGCACCGUGCCGUGUGAUGCGCUCUCGGCCACGCCAAAGGCCGCCGUGGCAAUGAUGGUGCGCCAGCUCGCCACUGAGGAGGCUGUUAACGGAAUCCGCGCCAAUGCCGUGGGACCCGGCGUUAUCAACGCCGGUAUGGUAUUGCCAAUGAUGGAAACGCCGACGCGAGCGCUGUUGGAGGCCGCCACCGAGGGGACACCGCUGAAGCGCUGGGGCGAGGCUGCCGAAAUAGCCGAGGCAGUCGCAUUCCUGGCUUCGUCGAAGGCAUCCUACAUCACCGGCCAGAUCUUGAUGGUCGACGGCGGCCUCGCUGCAUAAUUCUGAUGACACCUGUGAUAAUGUGAGCUUUGCGCGAGGCUUGCCAUAGCAUGAACUCGGUUUGUAAUGAGGGGGGAACAAUCAAAUCAAUAGAAACGCGUUAUGGGAUGGAGCCUGGAUUAACAUUGAGGCCGAACACUAAGAACGCUUCGAGACUUAGGCAAUGACGUCUUUUCCGACCGUGUAACUCUUGUUUUUUAGAUUUUUUCCUUUUUUUACAUAAAGUUUAUAGCCAUUAACUGUUAUGCAUGUAAGCGUUUUCGGCUUUUCAUAUUAAAAUUAAUUAUUUAUUAUAAUAAAAAAAUAAACUUUAA